CGGCGCCCAUGCAGCCCACCGCGUCGUGGGCGCCCGCCGGGCUCCCCCGCGGCUGUCGCGGCCGCCUGCACCCUGGCCUCCGCCUUCCCGCCCGCGUCGGGCCGGGUGCCGCCUCCCCGCUGCCUCCCUCUCCGCUGCGGUCAUGUAGGAAAUCGUAAAUCAUGUGAAGAUGGGACUCUUGGUAUUUGUGCGCAAUCUGCUGCUAGCCCUCUGCCUUUUUCUGGUACUGGGAUUUUUGUAUUAUUCUGCGUGGAAGCUCCAUUUACUCCAGUGGGAGGACUCCAAUUCAGUGGUUCUUUCCUUUGACUCCGCUGGACAAACACUAGGCUCAGAGUAUGAUCGGUUGGGUUUCCUCCUGAAGCUGGACUCUAAACUGCCUGCUGAGUUAGCCACCAAGUACGCAAACUUUUCAGAGGGAGCUUGCAAGCCUGGCUAUGCUUCAGCCCUGAUGACUGCCAUCUUUCCCCGGUUCUCCAAGCCAGCACCCAUGUUCCUGGAUGACUCUUUCCGCAAGUGGGCUAGGAUUCGGGAAUUUGUGCCGCCUUUUGGGAUCAAAGGUCAAGACAAUCUGAUCAAAGCCAUCUUGUCAGUCACCAAAGAGUACCGCCUGACCCCUGCCUUGGACAGCCUCAACUGCCGCCGCUGCAUCAUCGUGGGCAACGGAGGUGUCCUUGCCAACAAGUCUCUGGGGUCACGAAUUGAUGACUAUGACAUUGUGGUCAGACUGAACUCAGCACCAGUGAAAGGCUUUGAGAAGGACGUGGGCAGCAAAACUACACUGCGCAUCACCUACCCUGAGGGCGCCAUGCAGCGGCCCGAGCAAUAUGAACGCGACUCUCUGUUUGUCCUCGCUGGCUUCAAGUGGCAGGACUUCAAGUGGUUGAAGUACAUCGUCUACAAGGAGAGAGUGAGUGCAUCAGAUGGCUUCUGGAAAUCUGUGGCCACGCGGGUGCCCAAGGAGCCCCCUGAGAUUCGCAUCCUCAACCCAUACUUCAUCCAGGAGGCCGCCUUCACCCUCAUCGGACUGCCCUUCAACAAUGGCCUCAUGGGCCGCGGGAACAUCCCAACCCUUGGCAGUGUGGCAGUGACCAUGGCACUACACGGCUGUGACGAGGUGGCAGUCGCAGGCUUUGGCUACGACAUGAGCACGCCCAAUGCACCCCUGCACUACUAUGAGACCGUGCGCAUGGCAGCCAUCAAAGAGAGCCCCUGUGAACGCCUCUUACAGUCCCCUCCACUGCCACCACCAGCCUUCCACUGACACCAGCCUGGGACCUGCACAUCUUGGGCCAGCGCUUUGAGCAGUCCUGGACACACAAUAUCCAGCGGGAGAAAGAGUUUCUGCGGAAGCUGGUGAAAGCACGAGUCAUCACUGACCUAACCAGCGGCAUCUGAGGUGGGCCCAGCACGCGGCCACGGAGGUCCUGGCACCGCUACGGGGAAGCAGCAAGCACCGCCACCUGCCCGCUCCAUUGGCCUCAGUCUGGCUCCGCCUGAAAGGUGCAGGAGUCUUCAGACCCAGAGAAGGACAGUGCCAAGUGGCCGCAGGGGUGGCGAGGCCCUGGCAGGGCAGCCAGAGCUGUGUCUGCCCAGAGGCCAGCCUCAGAGACCAGCGCUUGGCCUCGUUCUCGGCCUGGGGCCUUGAAGCCAGAGGGCCGGGAGGCCGCCGGCCGUGCCCAGCAGGCCCAGCAUGCAGGAGGUGGACAUCAGGCUGCAAGGCUGCUGCUGGACUCAUUUCUCCAAUCAGUGUUUGGUGUAUUAUCAUUUUGUGAAUUUGGGUGGGGGGGAGGGGAGGGAUAAUUUAUUUUUAAAUAAGGUUGGAGAUGUCAAGUUUGGUCCACUUGCCAUGCAGAAAGAGGCCCACUAGGGGGCCCGUCGGGCUCCCUGUAGAGUGGGGGUGCCGUGACUAGCCUGUGCCCUGCUUGGGGCUAGAGGGAGGUGGGCAGGAUCUCAUGCCAACCCCCUCCAGCCCAUGACACUGUUUUGGCCUUUCUUGAGGAGAAGAUGGGGUAUUCCCAUGCACCAGCCCCUAACUACGCCACAGGGAAACCCUGGAGCCAUCGUUGAAGCCGACAAGGCAGACCCUGGGUUAAGCAGAGAGAAGUUCAGAGCUCGGGUGGCGAGGCCUGGCCUAGCGUGAUGGGAAUGCCCCCCCCCCCUGCCGCCCCCUGCCCCCCCCCGCUCCACGCCGCUGCAGCUGAUCCACAGGACAGUGCCCCAGCCUGGACUGACCAACUUGGCAGCUGUUCUAGAUUUCGGCAACGACACUGUCAGGUCCUUGGGCUCUGCCUUCAGCCUGGACCAGAGGGAAGUGAGGCUCAAGGACCUUACCCAGGCUGUGGCAGCCACCCUGGGCAGCCAUCCUGGAAGCAAUAAAGCUCUUCCCUGAA
Molecule: messenger RNA, 2390 nt
Organism: Mirounga angustirostris (Northern elephant seal)
Lineage: Eukaryota; Metazoa; Chordata; Mammalia; Carnivora; Phocidae
Gene: ST3GAL3
Product: ST3 beta-galactoside alpha-2,3-sialyltransferase 3
Exons: 13
Coding region: 170-1261 (363 amino acids)
Molecular function (GO): sialyltransferase activity
Source: RefSeq, a predicted model, not a curated record